GUGUGACAGCCUGUAUAGACAGAUUUAGACAUAACAGAUGUCCUCAGACGAAGAAGAGCCAACCAGCCCUGUUCUGCCCAAGGACUCAGAUCAAGGCAGCUCUGUGUCCUCUGAGCUUCAGGACGAGUAUGAGGAGCUCCUCCGCUAUGCUGUGGUCGCCCCUAAGCUUGACACACUCACCAGUGCUUACUUGCAGCGGUUGAGCACCUCACAUCUGUUUGCAGAGGGCCGGAGUUCCCAGAGAAAAGAUGAAACAAAAUCAAAGCGCCCAGCAGAUGCUGCCACUGAAGCUAAAGAUGGGAGGCAUUCUAGCAGGAGUGUGAGAUCAUCACAGGCCUCCCCCUUGAUUGUUGAGCCCACCACACACUCAAGAGCCUCUCAUGUUGAGGAGGUGGCAGGUCGGGCAUCUGGCAGGGCGUCAGUGCUCUCAGACAGGUUGCAGCCGGCGUCUGAGAGGUCUAGGCCAAACAGCCCAGACCCCCUGGAGUCCGCUGUCGCAGAGAUGUUUAUUUCAGAGAAGAACAUAAGCAAGAUGGAGAAUAUUCUGGACACGUGGAGCAACAGUCUAAAGUCAAAUGUGCUGGUGGAGCUACGGAAGUGGAAGCUGGCCUUUGUGGAGCAACACAAGCUGGAGAUGAGGAAAGAGAAGGAGAGGUAUGCAGCCCAGACAGCUGGCCUGAAGUCAGAGCUAGACAGCCUGAAGGGGCUGCUACACACCUAUGAGACUUCCAACCACAGAAAAGAUGAGGUGAUAGUGAACCUGAGCCAGGUGUUGGAUAGGCAAAAAGAAAAGCUUGAAAAGAUGAAGGCCUUCACCCACUGGAGGCUUCAGCACACUGAGGCCAAAGAAGAGGCUCAUGCUGCUCAGGUAGCACAGCAGCACUACAAUCUGCAGCUGAAGAAGAAGGUGUGGUUAGGCUGGCACUCUCUGGUCCAAAAACACUGGAAGGUCAAGGUGGAGCGGGCUUGCCGUGCAAGGGCUGAAGAGGUCUGUGCAAACCUGUCCACAGAGUAUGAGGCCAAGCUGGCAGAGCAUUGUGAGGCUAUAGAGAAGGCUCAGGCGGAGAUUCAGAGACUACGACUAGAGCGAGAGCGCUAUGAGGAAUCCAUGAAGAAAGCCUUCAUGAGGGGCGUAUGUGCUCUCAACAUGGAGGCUCUCAGCAUGUUUCACACUGCGGAGGGACGGCCGGAGCAAACUCCAGUUCAUGAUCAGCAUGAUCCUCUGCCUGCCCAGGAUGAGCCUAGCACUGCUACAAUGGCUCAACUUCAACCGUAUCCUAUCUCUUCCACACGGUUCAGCCCGGUCCACUUUGACGGCCCAGACCCUCCCUCCCACAGUGAAGCAGAGGAUGUGGUGGGCUCUGGUGCCUCCGUGUCCAGGGCAGAAGUACUCCCUCCCACGACGGUAGUGCACAGCUCACUCCCACUUGGGGGCAUUGCAAGUUCCAACAAACAGCUCACUGGUCGUGCCGUCACAGCCAGUCAACAAAAACCCUCAAAGACUGUAACUGCUCGUGUCACAGCACGACCUGAUGUGGGUAAGGCUGCACGCAGCAACCUCCAGGUGAUGGGUGUGGCUCCACCCAUGAGCUCUGUGAUAAUUGAACGCCAUCAUCCUGUUACACAGCUCACCCUCGGUCAGGCCACGGCUGCUAAAUAUCCUCGUUCCUCCCAACAAGGCCACAGCUCCACCGGAGGCAGAGGCUCUUCCAAAACACACACCAGCACGUGCCAUGUACACUCCAUCAAAGUAGUUGACUGACCACACAC
Molecule: messenger RNA, 1770 nt
Organism: Seriola dumerili (greater amberjack)
Lineage: Eukaryota; Metazoa; Chordata; Actinopteri; Carangiformes; Carangidae
Gene: poc5
Product: POC5 centriolar protein
Exons: 13
Coding region: 38-1762 (574 amino acids)
Cellular component (GO): centrosome
Source: RefSeq, a predicted model, not a curated record